GCAUACAACCACAUGUUGGCAUCACAUCCGAUUGUAUUAUCAUAAUAUCAUUCGUGCAAUCAUAAGUAGGCAGUCAUCAGUUUCCACUCGCGGCUUUUGCCUCGCAUCGACGUGUGUAUACUUCAUUAUUCAAGUCUAGUGUCUACUGUCUACCGUAGAUUGUCCAAGAUCGUUUUCAUCUCUAAUAAUAAUAAUUGCACAUUGAUACUUUACUUUAUCGGCCUCAUUCGAGUUUCGGCAUUAUCAUUGCCAUAUUACAAAGGCACGUGAGUGUUCAGUUCCAUUAUCAGCCGUUGCUACUUACCAGUACAAAUUUUAAUAUUAUCGUCUGAAUGCUCGAGUUCAUCAACCGUCAACGUGCCUCAUUCUUGUCUAUGCGUGCAAUUUUAUAAUAUUCGUACACACGUUAAGUACAUUUGAAUAUUAUUUACCUUUACCCUACAGUUAUUUUUUUCCUACUAAACAAUUAAAAAGUACCACGAGCAUAAUCUUAUAGGUGUUAAAAAAACAAAAAAUAUUAUAAAAAAUACAUCCGCUAAGCUACGCUUUUUACAAAUGUAUUUACGUUCAAUCUCCCGCACAUUGGUUAGCACUCGGCAGCUACGUUAUAACAAAUUCAAAGCCAUGUCGUCGCAAGAAUUUUUACAACAAAAUACUUACAGUACAAAGUCGUCAGAUCCUAUUCUGAGUUUAUCUUUGGAAGCAGCUGAUCCCGAAUUGUAUAAUUUGGUCAAGCAGGAGGCUCAGCGGCAGAAAAAAGGACUUGAAUUAAUAGCAUCUGAAAAUUUUACAUCUGUAUCUGUAUUACAAUGUCUUGGAUCAUGUUUGACAAAUAAAUACUCCGAAGGUCUUCCCGGUGCUAGAUAUUAUGGCGGAAAUCAAAUAAUCGAUCAGAUUGAAGUGAUGUGUCAAAAACGAUGUCUCGAAACGUUUUCACUGGAUCCGAGUCUAUGGGGCGUCAACGUUCAACCGUAUUCCGGUUCUCCUGCAAACGUUGAAGCUUACACUGCUCUGGUUGGCGCAAGAGGACGAAUAAUGGGCUUAGAUCUACCAGAUGGUGGACACAUCAGUCAUGGCCUGAUGACUCAAAAGAAAAGACUGUCGGCAGCAUCAAUAUUUUUCGAGACUUUACCAUAUCAUGUCGACUUGCAGACUGGUUUAAUAAAUUACGACGAGUUAGAACAAAGUGCAAAAAAUUUUAAACCAGACAUUAUUAUUGCUGGUGUAACGUCGUAUCCAAGAACAUUAGACUAUAAACGUUUUAAAGAAAUAGCUGUUAAUAGCGAUUCAUACUUGAUGGCCGACAUGUCUCACAUCAGUGGAUUGGUAGCAGCAGGUGUUAUUCCUUCGCCUUUUGAAUACUGUGACGUAGUUACAUCUACCACUCACAAGACGUUAAGAGGACCUCGUGCUGGAGUUAUAUUUUAUCGCAAAGGAGUUCGUUCAGUGACAAAAACUGGCGAGGAAAUUAUGUACGAUUUAGAAGACCGCGUAAAUGCUGCCGUUUUCCCUGGCUUCCAAGGAGGACCUCAUAAUAACGCUAUUGCAGGAAUAGCAGCUGCCAUGAAAUUAGCGACUACACAGGAGUUUAAAGAUUACCAGAAACAAGUCUUGAUUAAUUGUAAACAAUUAGCCGAGUCAUUAAAAGAACUCGGAUAUAAAAUAUCUACUAAUGGCACCGACGUGCAUAUGCUCUUGGUCGAUCUACGACCAAUCAAUUUAACUGGAUCAAAGGCUGAACACACAUUGCAGACUGUAGAAAUUGCUUGUAACAAAAACACUGUUCCCGGCGAUAAAAGUGCAAUGAAUCCUUAUGGAAUUCGUCUAGGCACGCCAGCACUGACUACAAGAGGAAUGAAGGAGAAAGAUAUGGCUAUAGUCGCUCAAUUAAUUCACAAAGGUUUAUGUUUAGCUUUGGACGUACAAAAGAUAUCCGGUCCAAAAUUGGUCAACUUCAAAAGUACUCUUACCUCCAAUCCAGAUUUUGUUGAACGCGUUCAGACGUUGACUAAAGAAGUCGAGAGUUUCGCUGAACAAUUCUACAUGCCUCAAUAGUUUUAUAGUUGUUAAACUAUUGAAAAUUAAAAAUUAAAAUUUUUUUAGAAAUCAUUCUAAAUAAGGAGCAUAUCAAAAAAAUCGAAAAAUAAUUUAAGUUUUUUACAUCAUCUUGUUAUCCUUUAUUAUUGAAAUAAAAAAUAUAAUUUAUAAA
Adelges cooleyi (spruce gall adelgid) is the source of this 2209-nucleotide messenger RNA. RefSeq names its product serine hydroxymethyltransferase (gene Shmt). The record is from RefSeq and is a predicted model, not a curated record. Lineage: Eukaryota; Metazoa; Arthropoda; Insecta; Hemiptera; Adelgidae. The transcript has 9 exons. Gene Ontology annotation, biological process: tetrahydrofolate interconversion; purine nucleobase biosynthetic process; protein homotetramerization. Gene Ontology annotation, molecular function: cobalt ion binding; zinc ion binding; serine binding. Gene Ontology annotation, cellular component: cytosol; cytoplasm; nucleus. The coding region runs from base 556 to 2055 and encodes 499 amino acids.